AUGAAAGAUCUUGGAAUUCCCAUUCAUCUUAGAGCAGUUGUCCAUAGGCUUUGUGAGGAGGUUACAGUAAAAAUCAGAACCUCUGAUGGUCUCUCUGAAAGCUUUAGAAGCGAUAUCAGGGUCAAGCAAGGGUGUCUGUUAUCUUGUAUGUUGUUUGGUUUAUACAUUGACAAGUUGGAAGAGUCGUUAAACUCUCAGGAUGGUGAUGGUGUUCGUUUGGGUGAAUUUGUGAUAAAAAAAUUUCUUUAUGCGGAUGACCUCAUUCUUUUUGUUAAAACAACUCUUGGUUUGCAAGAGCAUUUGUAUGUUUUAAAGCACUUUUGCAAAACGGUCGGGAUGCAAGUCAAUAUCAGCAAGACAAAAAUCAUGGUUUUUUCUAAUAAGAGGAAACAAAACCAGCAUAAGUUUUACUUUGAAGGCAGUAUUCUUGAAGAAGUUUUAGACUAUAAAUAUCUUGGGAUUGACUUCAACAAAAAUCUAAAUUGGGAUGGUUGCAGGAAGAAGAGAAUCCUAGGUGGUUGGAAAGCUUGGUAUGCUCUUCAGAACAGAUGUAGAGAAGCGGAGCUUUGGGAUUGGAAGGUCUCCCAAACUCUUUUUGGGCUUUUAGUUCUUCAUGUUAUUCUCUAUGGUUGUGAAUUAUGGGCCAACAACACUUCAGGUUCACAAUGGAAGCAGAUCGAGCAAAUCCAAAAGCACUUGAUAACAAGCAAGUUCAAGAUUAAAAAUACAGUUCCUUAUGAUAUCAUGUUGAGUGAGACUGGGGUUGCUGCUAUUGAAGCUAUUGCUAUGGUUCCUCUCAUUAGUUAUCUCAAAAGAAUUGGGCAAAUGGAGGAAGGCAGAUGGCCUAAAGCGGUUUUCAAUGACACCUUGUGCAAAAGAAAGAAGACUUGGAUGCAACAAAACAUCAAAUGGUUGAGUAAAUGA
Messenger RNA from Cryptomeria japonica (Japanese cedar), 924 nucleotides. RefSeq lists its product as uncharacterized. The record is from RefSeq and is a predicted model, not a curated record. The transcript has a single exon. The coding region runs from base 1 to 924 and encodes 307 amino acids. Lineage: Eukaryota; Viridiplantae; Streptophyta; Pinopsida; Cupressales; Cupressaceae.